UGUUUUUUUAAUUGAAUAGUAUAUAAAGGGGCAGUUUAAACUCAUAUGAAACAACUAGACAUAUUAAUUUAAAAAGAAUAAUCUUGUAGGCCGCUGGGCCAGCAGUUAAGUCAGGUCCCUGACUUCAAGAAUAUACACAAACCUCCUGCAGUUAUAGUAUUAGUAUUAUAUGUAUGUAUUAUUCAUUUUAGAUUUAUACAAAUGCACACAAUUUAUACAAUAUAUCAGUCAAACUUAAAAGCACUCACAAACACUAUAAAAGCCUAUAAGACUACACAAUAAAAUAUUAACCCUAGCCACGUUUACAGACUCAUAUGAUAUGAGUCAUGUCAUACUAAUAUCAGAUUUACUACCCAAUAAUAAAUUCUAUAUGAUAGGCCUGUGGUUUAUGUAGGAACACGGUGAUUGAGUAGGUUUAUGAUAAGAGCUGAGGAUUAUGGGAUUAUUCCAGCAGCCUACUGGAGCGUGUGUGUCUGUAUAAUGUGCUGGGAAGGAUCCUUCCUCUGCAGGCGCGCGCAUCCUCGGCCCGCCGAGAGUGGUCCUGAUGCUGGGCCUCGUGCGCGCGCAUUACAUCACUUCUUUCCUGCGUGAUUGGCUGCGGGUCAACUCUGCCGUGCAGCAUCCACCGCGCCAGCUCCAGCAUCCCGACGCGAGCGGCAGCCGCGUUUGAAGCCAGCCUCAUCAACCAUCAUCCUCAUCUCUGACUCCAUCACAAAAAUUAAAGAAACUGUUCGCGUGGGUGUGCGCGUUUUCCUUCUCUUGCACUGGCGGCUCGUUUCGAGGAUGGCCGAGAGCGAGGCAGACACGCCGAGCACGCCGAUUGAGUUUGAGAGCAAAUACUUCGAGUUUGAUGGAGUGCGGCUGCCGCCCUUCUGCAGAGGGAAGAUGGAGGAGAUCGCCAACUUCUCCCUCAGAAGUAGCGACAUAUGGAUUGUCACCUACCCGAAGUCAGGCACCAGUCUACUUCAGGAGGUUGUGUAUCUCGUGAGUCAGGGAGCAGACCCAGAUGAGAUUGGCCUUAUGAACAUUGAUGAACAGUUGCCUGUCUUGGAGUACCCCCAACCUGGCCUGGACAUCAUACAGGAGCUGACGUCCCCUCGUCUGAUCAAAAGCCAUCUUCCCUAUCGAUUCCUCCCCACAGCCAUGCACAACGGAGAGGCCAAGGUGAUCUACAUGGCUCGUAACCCUAAGGACUUGGUAGUGUCCUACUACCAGUUCCAUCGCUCUCUCAGGACCAUGAGCUACCGGGGAACCUUCCAGGAGUUCUGCCGGCGCUUCAUGAAUGACAAGCUGGGAUAUGGUUCCUGGUUUGAACAUGUUCAGGAAUUUUGGGAACAUCGUAUGGACUCUAAUGUCCUCUUCUUGAAAUAUGAAGACAUGUACAAGGAUCUGGGGACGCUGGUGGAACAGUUAGCCCGGUUCCUGGGUGUUUCCUGUGACAAGGUUCAGCUGGAGGGCAUGGUGGAGAGCUGCAACCAGCUCAUUGAGCAGUGCGGCAACUCUGAGGCGUUGUCCAUCUGCAGGGGUCGUGUGGGUCUGUGGAAGGACGUCUUCACAGUCUCUAUGAACGAAAAGUUUGACACGGUGUACAGACAGAAGAUGGGCAAGUCCGACCUGACCUUUGACUUCUGCCUGUGAGGAGGGCCCUCCUCCCAUACUGCUUCACCACUCUCCAUUCCACUGAUCCACUUCAGUACAGUCGACAAGUGCACACUUCCUGCCAAAACCCACGCUCCUACAUCUCCAUUCAGUCAAUCAGUCUGACGUUUAAUGGUACAGUCUGACAGAGGGAUUACACUACAAGACUCUUCCUAGAAUUCAAUGUCUCGAGUCAUCAAAAAUCCCACUCUUGUGGAUUGAUCAGAAUUAAUCCAGAUUUAUUAGGAGUUUAUUGAAAUUUCUCAAUCAAUAGUUAAACCAAACCUCCCUUAACCCCUUCCUCCACAGUAUGUUCCCACUGCUGUGUAUGUAUAUGUGUAUAUACUAACCAGGGUUCGACCGAUAUGGGAUUUUUAGGGGCCGAUACGUAGUAAGUAUUGGUCAACAUUUAUAUUUAAAAUCCUAGACUAUGGCUGUAUUAAUAACAGGGAUUCAAACUACGUGUCGAUAUUUGUGGCUGAAAUACACAGAAAAUCACAUGUCAAUAUGUCUGGACAGGGGAAAAAACAUGCCAGUUGAUGAUUGUCCCUCUUCUGGGAAAGGCUGCUCUCUCCGUAUACUUUUGGACAAUUUCUCCUCAAAAGCAUUCAUUGUGCUGCACACAAAAAGUGACAAAGGUAGUUGUGUAAAGGAUUAAAAAGGAGAGCUUUAGAAAAGUUCAAAUCCACCUCUGCACACUUCGCCUGAAGCGGGCGUGAUUGUUGAAUUACUGUUCAAUGAUUCAACAAGCGCUUUGUUUAAAGCAUACUGCGCUUGAACGUUUCUUGAAUUGUCAGUCUGGCGCCCCCUCAGUCCAGUUUGCCCUUGUGGAUCCUACUGAAGCUAUUGUCCCUGACAAGGAGGGGUUCGCAGGGUGGCUGGACUGGCCCAGUGGGACAGUGUGAGAAGCUCAGACAUUCAGCUUUCAGUGCGCCAUUCAUAAUUCAGGGAUGGCCCACCUGGGAGUGGACCCAGGGGCAGACCCAGAACAUGCUGCAGGAAUUAUAUGUCCCAUCUGGCCUGGGAACGCAUUGGGAUCCACUUGGAGAAGCUGGAGGAAGUAGCCAUGGAAACGUAAUGUAUAUGUAUGUCUUAGACCACUUGUUGGAUUGGUGAGUAGUGGUGAAAAUCUUGAGGAUUUUUUUGCACUAAUGUUUUUGUCUAGAGAGAGGAAUAAGCACUUGGGCCACUUAGAAGGGAUAUUCGAGCAUACUGGGGCUGAUUAAAGGGGCACGUUAGCAGGAAUUGUCCUUUACACAACUGUGAGUAUUUGAGGGUCUGCUAGGGCCUUAUUAACAACAUUUUGUCAUCAGAGGGUGCACCCAACAGAACUACUACGCGGCCACAUCUUUCUUGUGACUCAGCCUUUAAAUUGAUUUAUUUGUAUUAUUUAAAUGCAAGUCAUCACUUUGACUUGUGAUGUGCAGUGUUGAUCAACCACAAAUAUCUGUAAGCCGCCUCUGUGAUUCCCUCUGAUGGUUCUGGUUGUCAGAUGAACCCCUCAGAAACAUUUACACAAUCAGGAGACACUAAACCUCUCCAGACAAGGCCAGGCUAAUGAAACAGUUUUAUUGUUCGGAGCUCUGUAGGACAGGCCAUACACACCUGUUUGGUGUGGAAAACUGGAAUACAUUACUGCCUGGGAGGUGAAAAAAUUUUAAAAUUACAACUUAGGUACAAUGGCUGAAUAGGACAUAUUUACAGUUAUAAAAUGUCAAUGGAUGCCUGUUAUAAAUUUGCUGGUUACAUUAUAACUGAACUAACUACCCAAAGAGAAUUACAGUUCUUACAGACAACACCAAUAUCUGCCCUUUAAUCUGUCAUCCCCAUAUAUCGGUCUAACCCUGAAACUGAGUGCAUUAGCGGUUGUCUUGAUGCAGCAAUGGCUCCGAGCCAGGUAGACCCAUGGAAGGUAAGCGGAAGAGGCAAAGCAGCUCAGUGUCACAGCUGAGCGAGUGCUGUGUUAGAUGAUCAUUGUUCUUUUUUUGUUUUUUUCUGCUCCAAGCGGUGCAGGGUUUUUCAGCCUCCAUCACCGAUUGUCACCGGACACUUAUGUAUGAGCUUUACGUGUGUAUACGGAUGUGUGUGUUUAAGAGAGACAGAGAGAGAGAGACACAGAGAGUUAUAUCUUGUCAGUGCUCAGUGACACCAUCAGAAUGCUUAGACCGACUUGCAUCAGACAUCAACUUCAAGGAUUCGUCAUUGAUCUUUAAAUGCACUAUGUGUAGAGUUGAAUAAUGUGUAACUUUAUCCUGCUCAGUGGUAGUAUCAUAUCAGCUUAUGCCAUCAGAAAAAAUGCUAUAAUUAUGUACAAAUUCUACAAAUGAUGGCUUUAAGGAGCAGCACACUCUCUCUUUUAACUGAUAUUUUGUACAAACAUAGUGGUCAGCAUUUGAGACACAAUCUGCUGCACUGUAUUUACCAUAUAUCAUAAAAUAUAUACCCCCUCCGGUGGUUAAAAUGAGCAGCUGCUGCUCGGUUGCAGAUGCAGCUGUGCCAAACACAGUAGCUGAUACUGUAUUAGGUGGUUUCAUGUAGACAAACAUUGAAGGUCAAGACAAUAUGCAAAUGCAAAAAUUAUAAAAGAUAUGAGACAAAGACAAAGACAUUCAGAUACAUAUACAUUAUACAGAGACACUUAUAUAUAUAUUAUAUAUGUGAAUGAAAGGUAAACAAGAGCCUGUGCAGGAGAGGUGGAAAGCUAAAAGCGUAUGCAAAGACUAAAACCUCAAGGCAACAUAAACAGGAUACCAUGGUAUUUAAAAAGUACAUGACAUUUCUCUGUAUCUAACAUACAGGACUUACAUCAACAACACAGAGCUCCAUUAGAUUUCAGCCAAACGAUGGCUAAAUAAAUUGGGCCCCUACUGACCCCACUGUGAGCAUAAUAUACAUUUAAAUAAAGUAUUUAAUCUACAAGAUUAGGUAAUAAUGCUGUAGCCAUCUGUCAACACGUUAAUUUCAGUUUUUGAACACAUUAUCUCCAUUGUUCCGACAGCUCAUUAUUCUGAAACCCCGACAGUCUGAAAAAUGUCUCAUUGGACUGAAAGCCUGUUUGUUAUUCAGAAAAUGCACACUCUGGUAUCACCAACUUACCUACGUAACUUCACUGACGUAACUAACACACUUAUAUUAACCCAAAUCAUGAUCUUUUCCUAAACCUAACAAGGUAACCAUGUUUAUCAUGUUACCAUUGUUACCAUAAUGACUUCAUCCUUUCCUGCAUGUCCAAAUAGACUAAGAUAUUAAGGGCAAAAACCUCCAUAUACAGUGUGUAUUUUCUCAAAAACGGGCCUUCGCUCCAUGUACCAAGUCCUUACUAUAGCGGUUUUGAUUCCGACCUGUGGACCUUUGCUGCGUGUCAUCCCCUCUCUUUCUUCCCCCUUUCAUGUCACUCUUCAGCUGUCACUAUCAAUUAAAGACAAUAAAGAAAAAAAUUUACAAAGAAAAACAAAAACAGAAACUGGCCUUUGGCAGUAGGCUUGGUGAAUAAGGGGCUUUUGGGCAAAUGGGCUUUCGGUCCAAUGGGACAUUUUUCGGACUGUUGGGGUUUCGGAAUAAUGGACCGUUGGAACAAUGGGCAGUCCCCAGAUGCAAGUGUGUAUGUGUAAAAGGGGCUCUUGGGAUCUGUGGAGCUUUCUCUCUCUUUCUCUCUGUCUUCUCAGAAAUGUCAGGUUUUGGCUGCAGGAGAGGAGAGAGCAGAGUAUUAACCCAUAACCAGCAUUAACUGUAUUCUGCUACUCACUGUAGUGUAUCUGGAGUCAGACUAUUAACCCAAGGCAUCACGUACAACCAGUCCAGCACCUCCUCCUCUUCCUGUGUUGCCACAGUAGUUUCCAGUCCAGCAGACCAGUCCCUGCGCUCUACCAGACACUUGUGAAUGUCUUUAUUGUGUGGAUGUAAACGACAACCUCAGCACACACUCGUCAAAGCCGCCUCUUUUACGGCUGCAAAUUCUUUCUUUUCAUUGUUCUUUCUUCUCUGUGUCACUCUGUUUACAGCCGUUGGCAAGGCUUCCGCUGCCCAUCUCCACUUCAAUAGUUUGUUUGGGUUUUUAUACAUGCCUGUCUCUGUUUCCUGGGCAUCUUGCGUUGUAUUUUACAUGCUUUGCUUGCUGGUUUAUUAAUAAAGUUGUGUCU
This is a messenger RNA of Morone saxatilis (striped sea-bass), 5777 nucleotides long. RefSeq names its product sulfotransferase family 4A, member 1 (gene sult4a1). The coding region runs from base 784 to 1638 and encodes 284 amino acids. The record is from RefSeq and is a predicted model, not a curated record. Gene Ontology annotation, molecular function: sulfotransferase activity. The transcript has 7 exons. Lineage: Eukaryota; Metazoa; Chordata; Actinopteri; Moronidae. Gene Ontology annotation, biological process: sulfation. Gene Ontology annotation, cellular component: cytoplasm.